Chondrus crispus (carragheen) is the source of this 549-nucleotide messenger RNA. RefSeq lists its product as hypothetical. The coding region runs from base 1 to 549 and encodes 182 amino acids. The record is from RefSeq and is a predicted model, not a curated record. The transcript has a single exon. NCBI's taxonomy places the organism in Eukaryota, Rhodophyta, Florideophyceae, Gigartinales, Gigartinaceae.
AUGUUAAGUUUUUCUUGUCUUUUUUUGUGUUUUUCGAGAUGCACGAAGCGAGUGCGCUGGAAGCGUGCGGAGACGGGCCAAUUGCGAGAGAAUUGGACUUGUUUUUGUACCCUACAAAGCAGAGCGGGGGCGAAAGCGCGGGGAAGGAGAUGUUGUGGAAAACGAGGCGCGGUCCGUGCCCUUGUGUACGGACGCGGCGGUAGGCGGGGAACGUGUGGCGGCGCGUGGAGGCGGGUGGUGGCGGUGAGUGCGGGUCGACAGGAGGUACACACACGGACGGCGUGGAGGGCGCGGCGCACGGAAGCGGGCAGGUUCGAAGCGGCGGGUCGAGGCGCGUUGCGGGAGGCGAGGGAGGCGGAGCGGAGCGGCAGCUGCGCGGCGGGGGGAGAAUUAGAAGGGGAGAGACCACGAGGCGAGGGGUUGAGGGCGAGGGGGGGAGGGCGGCGGAGGGGCGGCUUCGUGCAAGGGCUCGCAACCAAGGAAGGGAAGGGGAGGGGAGGGGAGGGGGGUAAACGUGCCAAGGGGGUGGAGGGCGGUGUAGGGCGGUGA